This is a messenger RNA of Haliotis rufescens (red abalone), 11454 nucleotides long. RefSeq names its product A disintegrin and metalloproteinase with thrombospondin motifs 6-like. The transcript has 24 exons. Gene Ontology annotation, molecular function: metalloendopeptidase activity. The record is from RefSeq and is a predicted model, not a curated record. Gene Ontology annotation, biological process: extracellular matrix organization; proteolysis. Gene Ontology annotation, cellular component: extracellular matrix. NCBI's taxonomy places the organism in Eukaryota, Metazoa, Mollusca, Gastropoda, Lepetellida, Haliotidae. Bases 906 to 4412 code for a protein of 1168 amino acids.
CGCAGACUCGCCUGCCUUGAUCCUCCCGCGUUCUCCUCCUGACUUGCCACAUUGAAGAAACGGUGUAGGCCGUGUGCCACUGUACUGCUGGACCGCCAUACGCCACGCAACCUCCAGCUUAUUGUCUACGUUUUUUUAACAAGCAUUUCUGGGAUUUUGAUCCAUCAUUCGUCGUUGACAUAUUUAAUGUGUGGCCAUCAGCAGGUUUACAUGAAAUGUAUUGUCUUGCCUGAUAAUGUACGUGUUUGCUGACAGGACAAAACACCGGCAACGUCCUUGUUAAUUAGAAAGUGUGUAGUUAUGGCAAACCCAAAAUUUAUUACACCUACAACAGUCUCUUCUCACAGGAGUCCAUUAAACCAAUAUGCCGUCUGCUGGCAGCUGUUCUAAUUAGAAAUAAUUGCCGACUGCAGGGUGUAGUUGGUUAUUCUUUUUUCCGACACUUUCACGGACUAUUUAUCAACACAAUUCCUGGAGUUUCAUUACAAGGAGUACCAGUUUGAUACUUUAUGCGGUCUUUCAUUACGGUGGGUAAUCAACAUUUGACGUGUGUGAUGUACUGUCGGGCGACCACCAUCCCCCUCCCGCUGGGGUCUAUCAGUGCUGUUCAGAGCCACACAUUGAGUCGAGUCAGCUAACUGCCCCCUGCCUCGGGAAUAAAGACUUGAAGCCAAGGUAUUAGCCAGGAGAUAUAACCGUUAACAACUCGGUGACGUCAUUGACAAAUCCAAGAGUUUCCGAUUUGAAAAUGGGACAAUGUGAUUUUUUCAUCCUGGUAUCUCAGUGAUCUCGCGUUUUCUAAUGUUCUAGUUUAUAUUCGUGUUAUUACUCGCUAGAGUGAACUGUAAAUGUGUGAGUGGCGUUUUUCGCCACAUGCAGAGCGUGUUGCUGCGUGAGGUGACCGGAUGUGUGUGCAGACGAGUUUGUCUGAUAUAGCAACUAUGUCAUCACUGGCCGUGAACACAGGUAGCGCCAUGCUCUCCGUUGUGGUGAUGGUGCUUUAUGCCUCUCAAACAGACGGGCGAUUUACACCCCAGGACAAAAGUAACCUACAGAAUCGAACAGCCACGCUGUUGAGCCAAAUCACUCACUACGAAAUGGUCAUCCCCGUGUUGGUGGACGAGAGAGGCAAGUUCCUUAGUUACGACGUCCGUCAACAGCACGUGUUGUCAAGGAGGCGGCGUGACGUCACUUCCCGUAGACGACACCGUCAGAAACAACGCCGCAGACGUCGCCCCAAGAGGCUCUACCUGCAGAGGUUCCCCGUGGAGGAGGAGGGGAGGGUAUUUUACAAACUCUCAGCUUAUGGAAAAGAGUUUUAUUUCAACUUGACUCUGAAUACAAAGUUCAUGUCAACGAAGUUUGUGACGGAGAUAUGGGGGUCUAACAGUAUUGAGCGCAAAGCCAACGAGGUCCACGACUGUCAUUACACCGGUUACAGCAGUUGGCCGGAUGAGUCGCGCGCAGCCAUCAGUAACUGUAUGGGCCUGUACGGCUUCUUCUCUACGACCGACGACGACUACUUCGUUGAGCCUCUGUGGAACCACACCAACAUCGUUGGAGUGGAGGGUUACCCGCACAUCGUCUACACCCGCUCCUCCCUCAAACUGCGCGACGACGACUCCCACUGCGGCGUCAGCGACAUUCAGGACAAGAAAAUGAAAUGGCUUCUCAACAAAUCUCCGCGGAUCUUCAAUGAGGUUGUCAAACACAGGAGCUAUGCCCGACACUGGCGUCAUAUUAAAAAAGAAAAGUUUCGCAAGGGUCGCCAUAAACGUUCAACCAGCACCGACCGUGACGUAGAGACAGUCGUCGUCGUCGACAAGCGCAUGGUCAACUACCACGGUCAGCACGAGAUAGAGAGAUACGUCCUGACAAUCAUGAACAUUGUGGCCAAACUCUUCCAUGAUCCGAGCAUCGGCAACAGCGUGAACAUCAUCAUCACUCGCCUCGUGCUGCUCACAGAGGACCAGCAGGGGCUGGAGAUCAACCACCACGCCGACAAGUCGCUGGACAGCUUCUGUAAGUGGCAGCGUGAGAUCAACGUCAACCUCAACUACACCGCUGACGACGGCACCGGGAUAGCACACCAUGACAACGCCGUGCUUAUAACCAGGUUCGACAUCUGUACCUACAAGAACAAGCCAUGUGGGACACUAGGUCUGGCACCGGUGGCGGGGAUGUGCGAGGACGACAGGAGCUGCAGCAUCAACGAGGACAUCGGUCUCGCCUCCGCCUUCACCAUCGCACACGAGAUCGGUCACAACUUCGGCAUGCACCACGACGGCGCAGGCAACCCUUGCGGCACCCCCGGGCACGAACCCGCCCGCAUCAUGGCCGCCCAGCUCACCAAGGACACCGUGCCGUUCCUGUGGUCGAGUUGCAGUCGAGAAUACAUCACCAGUUUCCUCGACUCAGGACAAGCUCAGUGUCUGGUGAACAAGCCAAUCAAGCGGGAGUUCGUGUUCCCCCGUGAGCUGCCCGGGGAGACAAUCGGAGCACACCGGCAGUGUAAGCUGCAGUUCGGAGCUCACGCCAAUGCUUGCAAGAUCCGGCUGGUGUGUGGAGAGCUGUGGUGUACGGACAUCAAGGGUCAGUGUGUGACCAACAGCAUCCCGGCGGCGGAGGGCACGGUGUGCCUCCUCUCCCACAAGAAAACAGGGCGCUGCUACAGAGGACGCUGCCAGAGCACGAACUACAAACCUAAACCCGUGAACGGAGGAUGGGGGGCGUGGUCGAACUGGGGGGAGUGUUCAAGGACCUGUGGGGGCGGAGUCAACUCCAGUCAGAGGGAGUGCAACACCCCAGCGCCGAAGCAUGGUGGAAAGUACUGUCUGGGGAAGAGGAAGAAGUAUAUGUCCUGUAACACCCAGCCCUGCCCGACUAACGUCACGGACUUCAGGGAGGUGCAGUGCGCUAGCUUCAACGCCGUGGAGUUCCGGGGCCGCCAUUACGACUGGAAGCCGUACACAGGAGUGCAGGUGAAACCCUGCGCUCUGAUCUGUAUGGCGGAAGGGUACAACUUUUACACGGAACGAUCUUCAAAGGUCAUCGAUGGCACAAAGUGUAGUUCGGACACACUCGACGUUUGCAUUGAUGGAGAGUGUCACACGGUGGGGUGUAACGGAAUAUUGGGGUCCCCCGUCAGGGAGGACAACUGCAGGGUGUGCGGCGGGAACGGCAGCACGUGCAUCACCAUCUCCGGCGUCUUCACCAGACCCCUGCCCAAAGGAGCCUACCAGGAAGUGGUUACCAUUCCACAAGGAGCAGUCCAUGUUCGAGUGAGGGAGACACGACAGUCCAAGAAUUAUUUGGCCAUGAAGAACAUGAAGGACAAGUACCACAUCAACGGCGACUGGAUCAUCGACUGGCCGAGAAAGUUUCUGAUCGCCGGGACGGUGUUCCACUAUGAGCGGCCGGAGAGAAGCGAGGAGGGGUUGGAGUCGUUGUGGGCGCUGGGGCCGACCAGCGAGGAUCUCGUCAUCAUGAUGCUGCUGCAGGAAGACAACUUGGGUCUAGAGUAUGAAUACAACGUCCCCGUUAACACCAGCCACAGCAGCCACGACAUCUCCCUGUACACCUGGCACCACUCCCCCUGGACCACCUGCUCCAGGACAUGCGCCAGAGGUGUGAGCACGGCGGUGUCGACGUGUGUGAGGAAGGUGGACAAGGUCCCCGUGGACGAGGGCUACUGCUCCCCCCAGCCUCGACCCAGCAACCACCGGAAGUACUGCAACGAGGAGGCCUGUCCCACACAGUGGUCCAUAGGCCUGUGGUCCGACUGCACGACGACCUGUGGCGGGGGAAGGAAGACCCGCACCGUGGCAUGUGUGCAAAGUGUGACGGAGACGGAGCAGGUGGUGCAGGACGACUCCGAGUGUAAGGCCAAAAAACCCGUGUCUCAGAAGAAGUGCGGCAGCAAGGAAUGUCCGUCGGUCUGGUUCACGGAGGAGUGGGCGGAGUGUAACCCCAGCUGCGGGCCGGGCGAGAAGACUCGCCGUGUGUUCUGUAUGACGACUGAUGGGAAGACGUACGUCGACGAGGACAACUGUGACGCCGCGGAGAAGCCAUCCACGAGGAUGGCGUGCAUCAACCAGAAAUGCCCCCCGCCUCAGUGGGUGACGGGCGAGUGGGGACCGUGUUCCCCGGAGUGUGGGCCGGGUCAGCAGAGACGUAACGCGCAAUGUCGCGCCUUCUCCGGACAAACCAGCAGCAAGUGCACGGUCAAGACGAAGCCGGACACAGUGAGACGGUGUGACAGUAGCUGCAAGCCGGAGGACGAGGACGUGUGCGAGGACAAAUACAAGGUAGCCUACUGUCCACUCGUCCUCAAGUUCCAGUUCUGUGACCGGGAAUACUUCCAGAAGAUGUGCUGCAAGACUUGCUCUGCCCUCAAGAACAAAAUUGGUUAAAUUUCAGCUGAGGUUUAUAAAUCUCAGAAACGAAACUGGUUCAAAUAUUUUCCAGAUGAGAUUUUAAGAACUCAGUAACGAAAUUGUUUUCCGAGAAGAGUUCUUUCUUUUGAAACAGAACCGGUUUGAGGGAGAAGAUGUGGUUUGAAGUCAGGAUCAGCACUCAGACAGUGUUGUAUGGUCCUCAGUCCGGAGAGAGCGGUGUUCGUCCUGCUCGGAAUAACGACUGGUGUGUGUGUUUGGCCAAGACAUGCCUGUUUCAAACACAAACUUUAUUGACUUAGAUGGCACAAGAGGUGCUUUUCAGAAGAUGGUGUACAGUGCCUGAUGUCAUAGUACAGCGAGGUGUACAGUAUUUGUAUUUAGUCAAUGUAGCGUCCAGUCUUCAACAAUAAGGUGUACAGUAUCUGUACUUAGUAUUCAGAAAGUGUCGGAAUUCAAAAUACGAUUUCAGAAUUUGUCACUAUUUGUAAACAAAACAAAUCGACUUGCAAAUGUUCACGAUAUGGUCAUUAAAUGUUCUACUGUUUGGACGAAUAAGACAUGACUACAAGUUCGUCCUGGGACAUCCCAGCCGAUCUUCUUGUCUCAUUGAGUAAUCACCGCUCCUUGAGAGGUUAAUGCCUGUGUGUAUAUAUUGAAACCAUUGGCACAAGAGGCCGCUGAUGUAGGUUUAUCGUGUUGUGAUUAUAAAGGAUUUCUUUUAUUAGACCAGAGGAACUAUAUAUAUUCAGAUCAAUUUAAAUGUUUACACAAAUGGUUUGUUUUACCAUUAUAUUGAAUAUCAUUUCCGGUCACGUGGUGUCUGGUCAACAUGAAAUAACACAAGCAACAUACCUCGGACUUACAGUUCACUGCAGAGUUGGGUCCCUUACAAAUGUCAGGAUACGCUGAUCAUGAUCAUCGAAGAACUGCUUCACUUUGGUCAGUAGGGUAGCGGAAUACUCUGUUACCAAUGGGUUACAAUCUCGAUUCUGUUCUGAUAGUUCCUCUGGACAUAUUCGACACCAAAGUUUUGUUCUCUCGCUCGUGAUUUUAAAAUCGAACAGCCAGUCAGACGAUCUCUUCUGAACGUUAGUUCUGCAUAAAUUAACACUCAAAGUCGUGACCUCGUCCGAUCGAGUCCUCCAUGUAUUAAAUUGAAUCAUAAGACUGAAGGAAGGUUUAGCUGGGUUGUUUCUGUGAGUAUUAAGAGUUUUUGUUGGUGGCACGCAAAUGUGAAGUCGAUUACUGAUUGUUUCAAUCAUAAAAAAAUGUGUCAUUUAAUUGAACGUCUAGCUGUGACGUUGUUUCAAUCGAACCCGACUCACAACAAAUGCGUGGUGUCGAGUGUUUCCAGUGCAUAGGCUACUAGAAUGGAGAUCCGAUGCACUGGAUGGAUGAUGAGGGAAAGGCGGUUUUGAACCCAAUUUCACUCACUCACUCACUCACUCACUGUUUAAGUUCGGAGCAACUGUGGCAUGUUUUUUUAGGUAGGUAUUGGUCGUGGUUCAGUUUUUGUGUUGUAAGACAUUGUAUUAUUAUACAUAUCAAGAUUUGUAACAUAUUUAUUGUGUGUUGGCCAGUCGGAUGUAUUGGUUUAAACACGACCCAUCCUUUAAAUAGUGUAGUAAGACUUGCAUCAAGUCUUUCUGUAUGAACCAUUUCAGUAUAUGUCCACCAGUAAGAUGUUUAUAGCCUUCAGUGAGGUAUAUAUUGCCUUCAGUGAGGUAUAUAUGGCCUUCAGUAAGGUGUUUAUGGCCUUCAGUGAGGUAUAUAUUGCCUUCAGUGGGGUAUAUAUGGGCUUCAGUAAGGUAUAUAUGAUCUCCAGUGGGAUGUAUAUAACCUUCAGUUGGAUGUGUAUGGCCUUCAGUGAGGUACAUAUGGCCUUCAGUAAGGUGUAUAUGGCCUUCAGUGGAAUGUAUAUAGCCUUCAGUUGGAUGUACAUGGCCUUCAUUAAGGGGUAUAUGACCUUCAGUGAGGUGUAUACGACCUUCAGUUGGAUGUAUAUGGCCUUUAGUGGGAUGUAUAUGGCCUUCAUUGGGAUGUAUAUGGCCUUCAGUUUGGUGUAUAUGGCCUUCAGUGGGAUGUAAAUGGCCUUCAUUGGGAUGUAUACGGCCUUCAGUUGGAUGUAUAUGGCCUUCAGUGGGAUGUAUAUGGCCUUCUGUGAGGUGUAUAUGGCCUUCAGUGGGAUGUAUAUGGCCUUUAGUGGGAUGUAUAUGGCCUUCAUUGGGAUGUAUAUGGCCUUCAGUUUGGUGUAUAUGGCCUUUAGUGGGAUGUAAAUGGCCUUCAUUGGGAUGUAUACGGCCUUCAGUGGGAUGUAUAUGGCCUUCAGUGGGAUGUAUAUGGCCUUCUGUGAGGUGUAUAUGGCCUUCAGUGGGAUGUAUAUGGCCUUCUGUGAGGUGUAUAUGGCCUUCAGUUGGAUGUAUAUGGCCUUCUGUGAGGUGUAUAUGGCCUUCAUGGGGAUGUAUAUGGCCUUCUGUGAGAUGUAUAUGGCCUUCUGUGAGGUGUAUAUGGCCUUAAGUGGGAUGUAUAUGGCCUUAAGUGGGAUGUAUAUGGCCUUCAUUGGGAUGUAUAUGGCCUUCAGUGGGAUGUAUAUGGCCUUCAUUGGGAUGUAUAUGGCCUUCUGUGAGGUGUAUAUGGCCUUCAGUGGGAUGUAUAUGGCCUUCAUUGGGAUGUAUAUGGCCUUCAUUGGGAUGUAUAUGGCCUUCUGUGAGGUGUAUAUGUCCUUCAUUGGGAUGAAUAUGGCCUUCUUUGAGGUGUAUAUGGCCUUCAUUGGGAUGUAUAUGGCCUUCUGUGAGGUGUAUAUGGCCUUCAUUGGGAUGUAUAUGGCCUUCUGUGAGGUGUAUAUGGCCUUCAGUUGGAUGUAUAUGGCCUUCUGUGAGGUGUAUAUGGCCUUCUGUGAGGUGUAUAUGGCCUUAAGUGGGAUGUAUAUGGCCUUCAUUGGGAUGUAUAUGGCCUUCAUUGGGAUGUAUAUGGCCUUCAGUGGGAUGUAUAUGGCCUUCUGUGAGGUGUAUAUGGCCUUCAGUGGGAUGUAUAUGGCCUUCAUUGGGAUGUAUAUGGCCUUCAUUGGGAUGUAUAUGGCCUUCUGUGAGGUGUAUAUGUCCUUCAUUGGGAUGAAUAUGGCCUUCUGUGAGGUGUAUAUGGCCUUCAGUUGGAUGUAUAUGGCCUUCUGUGAGGUGUAUAUGGCCUUCAUUGGGAUGUAUAUGGCCUUCUGUGAGGUGUAUAUGGCCUUCAUGGGGAUGUAUACGGCCUUCUGUGAGGUGUAUAUGGCCGUCAUUGGGAUGUAUUUGGCCUUCUGUGAGGUGUAUAUGGCCUUCAGUGGGAUGUAUAUGGCCUUCUGUGAGGUGUAUAUGGCCUUCAGUCCGCUCCCCUGCGUUCAUGUUUGGAAAACGUAAAUUCUGUAAAAUAAACUCCGUAGUUGCAAAAAAAACAUUGUUGUGACGGAGAAGUUGAUAUUUGUUGUGAUUUGACUUUACACUUAGUAUUCUUCCUUCUUGAUGAUAGCUGUAACAGCCAUGAGCGUUGGGGUGAAAAGGGGGGGCAUCAUUUAUACCCGGGUACCAGUAGUUGAUGACAACAUUGCGUUUAAAAAUUGUUGUGGUGCAUAUAUACAGACAAACUAUGAAAACAAAUAUUAAUGAACUGGUGAAAGUUUGAAAUGCAACAGAAGGGCGUAUGUUGGGCCCGUUGUCGGAUGUCAAAUCCCGUUUGGUGUUUCUGGAAGCGGACAAGCUUACGAAAACAAAUCUUCCCUCAUCAAAAUUGCCAGAGCAAACUGUUCCUCAAAAUACAAAUGAACAUGCAGUCCCUGGAGUCGGAUGCUACAAGGCACCGGCAUCAAGAGGACAGCAGAGAUGUGGAACGAUGUCACCACUGAGUUUACUAGAAUGAGCGUGCUCUUGGGCUCAGGGCAGAAACCUCACAGACAGCCGUUGCCAAGUGUUGCAGCCCCGACCCCGGCAGGCCCGACGUCAAUUUGCCCAAAAGCAUGGACAACCAUAGCUUUUCUUCCGUAGUGCUUUCUGACGAGUCACGUUAUUGCAUAUCAUUUGUCUACGGCAGAGGAACUGUGUAUCGACGACGUCGUGAACGUUACGUCAAUGCAUUGUCAGACAGUGAGAAAAAUAUGGCGGUGGCAGUGUCAUGGUUUGGGGAGCAAUAAACGCACGUUUUAACGCAGCCAAUGUUGCAGAUUUGACUUUGGCCUUGCAGCAAGAGUGGAGAAACAUUCGAAUGGCGUUUAUCACUCGUCUCUGUGACACCAUGCCCCAACGUAUCCACGCUUGUGUCAGGGCUGAUGGAGGCCACACAAAAUACUGUAUUCACCAUGUCAUUUAGAAAGAAUUACACUUGACCCAUAGCUAAAGAAUUACACUUGACCCAUAGCUAUGUCUCAUGUUUUUUUCUUCCACUCGAAAAUCGGUUAUGCGUUUUCAUAGUAUGUCAGUAUGCCAGGCUGCAUCCUGCUGCAUAGUCGUCGCAUCAUGUGCUACAGUUCAUCUACAGCUUUAGAUAUCUAGGAGUAAUACCAAGGCUAUUUAACCAGCAUGCUCCAGUAUUCUGAAAACAUACAUACAGGUGGAAAGUCCAGUGAUCCUAUAGCAAGGCAACUAAUCCGCAUUUACAAGGUGAGCAAUCCCUGGUGCAGACACUGGUGUACAGAUACAUCAGUCACGUUGGGCCAGUCUAAUACGUUAACAUAUGAGGGCAAUCAGGUAGGGCCAGUCUAAUACGUUAUAUAAUGAGGGCAAUCAGGUAGGGCCAGUCUAAAAUGUCAACUAAUGAGGGCAAUCAGGUAGGGCCAGUCUAAUAUGUUAACUCAUGAGGGCAAUCAGGUAGGGCCAGUCUAAUAUGUUAACUUAUGAGGGCAAUCAGGUAGGGCCAGUCUAAUAUGUCAACUAAUGAGGGCAAUCAUGUAGGGCCAGUCUAAUAUGUUAACUCAUGAGGACAAUCAGGUAGGGCCAGUCUAAUAUGUUAACUGAUGAGGGCAAUCAGGUAGGGCCAGUCUAAUAUGUUAACUGAUGAGGGCAAUCAGGUAGGGCCAGUCUAAUACGUUAUAUAAUGAGGGCAAUCAGGUAGGGCCAGUCUAAAAUGUCAACUAAUGAGGGCAUCAGGUAGGGCCAGUCUAAUAUGUUAACUCAUGAGGGCAAUCAUGUAGGGCCAGUCUAUUAUGUCAACAAAUGUGGGCAAUCAGGUAGGGCCAGUCUAAUAUGUCAACUAAUGAGGGCGAUCAGGUAGGGCCAGUCUAAUAUGUUAACUGAUGAGGGCAAUCAGGUAGGGCCAGUCUAAUACGUUAUAUAAUGAGGGCAAUCAGGUAGGGCCAGUCUAAUAUGUUAACUCAUGAGGACAAUCAGGUAGGGCCAGUCUAAUAUGUUAACUGAUGAGGGCAAUCAUGUAGGGCCAGUCUAAUAUGUUAACUGAUGAGGGCAAUCAGGUAGGGCCAGUCUAAUACGUUAUAUAAUAAGGGCAAUCAGGUAGGGCCAGUCUAAAAUGUCAACUAAUGAGGGCAAUCAGGUAGGGCCAGUCUAAUAUGUUAACUCAUGAGGGCAAUCUGGUAGGGCCAGUCAAAUAUGUUAACUAAUGAGGGCAAUCAGGUAGGGCCAGUCUAAUAUGUUAACUCAUGAGGACAAUCAGGUAGGGCCAGUCUAAUAUGUUAACUCAUGAGGGCAAUCAGGUAGGGCCAGUCUAAUAUGUUAACUCAUGAGGACAAUCAGGUAGGGCCAGUCUAAUAUGUUAACUAAUGAGGGCAAUCAUGUAGGGCCAGUCUAAUAUGUCAACAAAUGAGGGCAAUCAGGUAGGGCCAGUCUAAUAUGUCAACUAAUGAGGGCAAUCAGGUAGGGCCAGUCUAAUAUGUUAACUAAUGAGGACAAUCAUGUAGGGCCAGUCUGGAUUGUUUCUGACCCAACCUUUUUCAACUUGAACAAACCAUUGCUUGAAGAAAGUGGACAUAUUUUGAUGUUUUUAUUGAGAGGAAGGUGACAGACAAGAGAAUGACAAAAAUACUGACACAGCUAAACAUGGCUACAAAUAUACAAAUUUGUACAAAAGAAAUUAUAAAAGUUGAACACAACCUUAUUUCAUAAACUGUAUGUUAUAUUAAUAUGCCCCCAAAGGGACUGGAUUUCACCAUUAGCACUAGGCUUGCCCCACACGGGGCACCUCCAACUCCACACCCUGCACUGGACACGUGAUUAGUUCAUAUGGUAGAAACUACGAUUGGAAAUGUGUAUACUUCGUUAUAUACGUGCUUGAUAAGACGUGCUGAAACCAAGGCAUGGCCAGGUCUAAAGUCCUCUUCAAUUGAUAAUCGAUAAUAUAUUGGUUGAUAUGUUGGACGAAAUACAUCCUAUAAAAAACACUGAUAUGCACAUGUCAGAGAAGAAAAUGCACGGAAGAGAAAUGUUUACCAAGUCUUCACUUUCCCAACUUGAUUUAGUAAGAUUAAAAGAAUAUUUUUUUACAUAUUAAUGAAUAGGAUAUUCAAAUUUUCAAUUGCAUUGACAUGAUUCAGUAUUUGUAAUAUGUGAUGUAUUAAAUUACAUAGUGUAGUGGUAGGACUUUGCUAGUUGAACUAUGUACAGGAUAUAUACGCUGUGGAGCCGCUAUAGGUAGUAUAUGGGGACAGUAUAUUUACAUCUAAACAAGUCAUCACAUAGCUCAUGUAUUGCUUACCAUGGAGCCAUCGCGCUUAAGUUCACAGGAGGUCACUAGAUGUAAUACAAUUAACAACUUUGAUGGUCAAAGCCAUAAGUCUGGAAAAGUUUGCAAAUUAAUAUGUUCAUAUGACAAAGUACGUCGCUCUACAAAGAUGCAAUUAUGUUUUAUAUAAAAAUUCUAUUCUGGCGGUUAUUACUUCUAGAUUAAAUGUUAUUAUCUUUGGAUUUACUGUGAACUAAGGCGAUGCCCGGAAGAAACAACAUGUUCUUAAAUAAACAACAUUUAAACAAGCAAUGCUUCAAAUACUACGUGGCAGUUUGAAUAAGGAUGAAAAUCAGUGUGCAAUCAAUCAAUAUUCACCUCCUGGAUAAAACAUCAAGUUGCCAUAACAACAGUACCCUUG